This is a messenger RNA of Oxyura jamaicensis (ruddy duck), 2282 nucleotides long. It is a transcript of the gene CEBPG, whose product is annotated as CCAAT enhancer binding protein gamma. Gene Ontology annotation, biological process: DNA-templated transcription; regulation of transcription by RNA polymerase II. The record is from RefSeq and is a predicted model, not a curated record. Gene Ontology annotation, molecular function: DNA-binding transcription factor activity, RNA polymerase II-specific; RNA polymerase II cis-regulatory region sequence-specific DNA binding. The transcript is spliced from 2 exons. Bases 240 to 692 code for a protein of 150 amino acids. NCBI's taxonomy places the organism in Eukaryota, Metazoa, Chordata, Aves, Anseriformes, Anatidae.
GCUCGGGGGCGGGCGGGCGCGGGGCGGGUUUCGCAAUCGCCGCUCGGGCCGCGCUGGGAGCUUUAACGACGAGGCUCGGGCCCGGCCGCGCCCCCCCCCCCUCCCCUUCCCGUAGCCGCCGCCGCCGCCGCAGGUUCACCUUGCUCUUAAUCCAUGUGAAGACCCACUGGAAACACGUUCUAGAAAACAGUUUUCAGUCUCCUGAUAUAUUCUGUUGUGUCAAAGAAGAGCCUGUCCAAAUGAGCAAGACAUCCCAACAGAACACCGCUACAGAUGCCAACGGAGUAAGCGUGAUUCACACCCAGGCACACACCAGUGGUUUGCAGCAGGUUCCCCAGCUGGUUCCCGUUAGUCCUGGUGGUGGAGGCAAAGCCGUGCCUCCAAGCAAACAGGGAAAGAAGAAUUCCUUUGUGGAUAGAAACAGCGAUGAGUAUCGUCAGCGCAGAGAGCGGAACAACAUGGCAGUGAAAAAGAGCCGGUUAAAAAGCAAGCAGAAAGCACAAGACACACUGCAGAGGGUCACCCAGCUCAAAGAAGAAAAUGAACGUUUGGAGGCAAAAAUUAAGCUCCUAACCAAGGAGCUGAGUGUACUGAAAGACUUGUUCCUUGAGCACGCACACAACCUUGCAGACAAUGUGCAACCUGUUGGCACUGAAACCACCACAACAAACCCGGAGAACAACGGACAGUAGGCACCGUCGCAACCUCAGGACAUGAACUCUGGAGGUACAGCUUGUCUGCGCCACCCAUGCAGUAACUGAGGAAAAGAUGUGUUCUUUUAACCAUCACUUCUUGGAGAUCUUUUUAGGUUUAACACUGAAGAUUUGAUACAAUUAAACCAGAAACUGCUUAGGCUAUUUGUUUAAAAGCAUUAAAUAUUUUUCUCCUCUGGAAGAUUUGUCUAAUAAAUGCAGAUCUAAAUUCAUAGUGAACAAGGAGCUUAGCAUUAGGGAAAUAACAUGUUCACAGAAGUGUACUUACCUUCUUAUAUUUUGCAUAAUGGGAGGAAUCCAGCGGGAUGGUUCACUGAAGUAUCAGUAAAUCAUAACUGGGUGAAUUGUCUUUUAAAUACUUUUUAGUGUAUUUAAGCCCUCUGUUUUCUCCAUUAUGUAUUACAAACUGCAAAGGCCAUGGAGAGUUUGCUGUCCUGUCAACUACUUUAAACCUGUAGAGCAAGUCCUAUAAAGCACCACUUAAGUCUUUCAUAUCUGGUUAUAGUUAAUGGGGAGGGUGUAGUAUUAGUGAGCUAGGAUGCUUACUGAUGUUUUCUAGAAAACCAGCAAUAUACUAUAAUAAUAUAUACAGGCAGUUGGCUUCCAAAAGGCAAACGAUAGUCUGAAGCAAGUGUAAGAGGUAAAGCAGCACACUGACAAAGUCUUUUAAGCCUGUGUUCAUGUUAACAUUGCCCACACAGUGACUCUGGGGCCUUAAGAGAACAAGACUUUGGUUUUUAGAAAAUGUCAAAAUGCUACCAAAAACCUCUGCUCUGCAAAACUGCAUUCUUGCUGGGGUGCAGGUAUCAGGGAGAACAAAACGCGCAGCUUGGCUAAGCAAUGAAAGAAUUAAGGCAGCAUCUGUACAGCCAGAAUGUAUGGAUCACUGCUUGCCGACACUCAUUUCCAUGGGCGUUCAGAUUUGUAGCCAAGUUCGUAUAGAAAGUGAUUUUAAAAAUAAAUGGCCCUAGUUUGAGUACCUUAUUCAGCAGAAUUUCUAUAGCCAUCGUAGAGUUGCGUGAAGGAGUAUCUUCAGUCUUGUUUUACUUCCAUCAAAGUUUUGCUAUAGCAAUUUUUUAAAUGCUAGUGAUAAGUCUUUGCCAUGAUCCAUAAUGCAGUGGUAUGUACUAUAUUGAGGAUUUAAACAACAAAAGUAAAGCAGGAACUUUGAUGUAACCUUAAUUUAUUUUCAUUUUUAAAUAUUUCAUUGACUGUAUGGUUGUGUUACAUUUAACCCGUGUGUCUGGCUAGUGGAUUAUUACACUGUCUUAAUUUCCCUCCUACACUACCUUUUUCCAUAGAUUAUUUUGUAGGAUGCUUGUUUGCCUUGUAUCUGUACUUAGGAAAAGAACUUGGAUAUUAUCUCUAUGAGGAUGCUGUUAGAAAAUAAAGCCUUUACAAGUUCUUUUUGAAUUUAAAUUUUUAAUACAAAGGUAAUUAGAUGCAGUCUUUUAUGGAUUGUUUUGACUAUGGUAGUCUUUUUACAGAUAUAUGUUUUUUUGGUUCUAGCUGCAGCUUGAAUAGGUAGGGUUGAAAUAUCAGAAUCUAAUAAAAACAUUUUGCCUCUAG